Molecule: messenger RNA, 1745 nt
Organism: Neopsephotus bourkii (Bourke's parrot)
Lineage: Eukaryota; Metazoa; Chordata; Aves; Psittaciformes; Psittacidae
Gene: SELENON
Product: selenoprotein N
Exons: 12
Biological process (GO): skeletal muscle fiber development; calcium ion homeostasis
Cellular component (GO): endoplasmic reticulum membrane
Source: RefSeq, a predicted model, not a curated record
GCCUGACGCCUCCCUCGGCCGGGCGGCCAUGGUGGCGGGGCGGCGGUGGCGGCGCUGAGCAGCGCGGCCAUGGCGGGUCCCGGCGCGGCCCAUCCGCGCCUGGCGCUGGCUCUCGCCGCUCUGGCGGCGCUGGUCGCCGUCAAGUACUACCGGGACGCUGAGGCAGCCCGGCAGCAGGAGCUGGCGCUGAAGUCUUUGGGAAGUGAGGGGAUGUUUCUCUUUUCUUCUCUGGACACAAACAAUGAUCUGUACCUCAGUCCCGAAGAGUUCAAGCCAAUAGCUGAGAAGCUGACAGGGGUUGCUCCCGUCUCAGAAUUUGAAGAGGAGGAGACAUCUGAUACAAGCGGGGAGACAUUGUCCAUCGUGGCUAAAUUCCAGCCUUUGGUCAUGGAAACGAUGACGAAGAGCAAAGACGGUUUCUUGGGAAUUUCUCAUGUUGCCCUCUCUGGGCUGAGGAACUGGACUGCCCCAGCAGCCCCUAUGAGCGUGUUGCUUGCCAGGCAGUUUAAAGCCUUUCUUCCUCCAAAGAAUAAACUGGAUCUCGGGGAUCCAUGGUGGAUAAUUCCUAGUGAAUUGAACAUCUUCACUGGGUAUCUUCCCAACAACAGAUUUUACCCUCCGCCUCCCAAGGGCAAAGAGAUCAUCAUCCACAAGCUUCUGAGCAUGUUCCACCCACGCCCCUUUGUGAAAACCCGCUUUGCUCCGCAGGGAGCUGUGGCCUGCAUCCAAGCCAUCAGCACCUUCUACUACACCAUCGCCUUCAGGAUCCACGCCGAGUUCCAGCUGAAUGAGCCACCACACUUCCCCUUCUGGUUUUCCCCAGGCCAGUUCACAGGUCACAUCAUCCUCUCCAAGGAUUCUUCCCAUGUCCGAGAAUUUAAGCUCUUUGUCCCUAACAACAGGUCUCUGAAUGUUGAUAUGGAGUGGCUGUAUGGAGCAAGUGAAAGCAGCAACAUGGAGGUGGAUAUUGGAUACCUGCCUCAGAUGGAGCUUGAAUCAACUGGACCUUCCAUCCCCUCUGUGAUCCAUGAUGAGAAUGGAAAUGUGAUUGACAGCAGGGAUCCCUCAGGGGAGCCCAUCCAGUUUGUGUUUGAAGAGAUAACCUGGCAGCAGGAAAUACCCUGGGAAGAGGCAGCCCAGAAACUGGAAGUGGCCAUGUAUCCAUUUAAGAAGGUCUCCUAUCUUCCCUUCACACAAGCUUUUGAGAGAGCAAAAGCAGAAAAGAAGUUGGUGCACUCGAUCCUGCUGUGGGGUGCCCUGGACGACCAGUCCUGCUGAGGUUCAGGGCGAACUCUCCGGGAGACCGUCCUGGAAAGUUCGCCCAUCCUCACCCUGUUGAAUGAGAGCUUCAUCAGCAGCUGGUCACUGGUGAAGGAGCUGGAAGAGCUGCAGAACAACAGAGAAAAUGAGUUCUACAGCAAGCUGGCUGACCUGCACCUGGAGAAAUACAACUUCCCCGUUGAGAUGAUCAUCUGCCUCCCUAAUGGCACGGUGAUUCACCAUAUUAAUGCAAACUACUUCCUGGACAUUACUUCUAUGAAGCCUGAAGAUGUUGAAAGCAGCAUCUUUAGUUUCUCAACCAAUUUUGAAGACCCUUCAACUGCAACUUACCUCCAGUUCCUGAAGGAAGGACUGCAAAGAGCAAAGCCAUACUUGCAGACCUAAAACCAAAGGCACCUGAAUGCCCCACAGAGAUGGACAAAGACUUCAGAGAUCUACUUUGACUACAGAAAUUCUUCCUUGUC